AUGGAUUUCCCCAUAAUACGGCGGGAACGAGCGCCCAUAGACGCCUCCAAUUUCAUCAAUGGCAUACUGGGAAACGGCGUGACCGACAGAAGACCCCACCAAACAGAGAAAAGCAUACCUGGUGGUGGAAACUGGGUGGUGCAAAAGUUCGGCGGUACGAGUGUGGGCAAGUUUCCUGUCAAGAUUGCGGAAGACAUUGUGCAGGCAGGCCUUGAGCCAGGCACGCGAAUUGCCGUCGUCUGCUCCGCUCGCACAUCGACCUCGAAGAACGAAGGCACGACCUCUCGACUGGUCCGUUGCAGUAUUGACGCGCUGGAUCAGACGUCUGGCAAAUAUAGAGAGAUUGUGGAAGCGAUCCGACUCGACCACUUGCAAGCCGGUAAGGAUUCGUGUGGAGUAUGGGGCAGCAGCAGCAGUAUGCUGGACGAGUACAGCCAUAUGGUGAACGCGGAGUGCAAAAAGCUGCUGAGAAUCUUGGAGAGCGCUCAAUACCUGCGGGCUGUGACAAACCAGACGGAGGACAUGGUCAUUUCUUUUGGUGAGAAGCUCAGUUGUCUKUACAUGACAGCAGUGCUGCAGAGUCGAGGAGUGCAGGCGGCAUAUGUCGAUCUAAGCGACUUGAUCCAAUUUGACGUGGGAGGAGCACUGGACGAGCAGUUCUACCUCAACAUUGGCCUGGCCAUUGCAGCUCGAAUCGAAGCUCUGGGACCUGACGUGGUUCCAGUGAUUACUGGCUACUUUGGAUCGGUUCCAGGAGGUCUGCUAAAGGAAAUCGGACGUGGGUACACGGAUCUAUGUGCUGCACUGACAGCAGUUGGUCUGAAGGCACGCGAAUUGCAAAUCUGGAAAGAGGUCGACGGAAUUUUCACCGCCGAUCCACGCAAGUGCCCGACGGCACGACUUCUGGACUCGGUCACGCCGAGUGAAGCCGCUGAGCUUACAUUUUACGGCUCUGAAGUGAUUCAUCCAUUCACCAUGGACCAAGUGAUCAAGGCCAGCAUCCCCAUUCGUAUCAAGAAUGUCAUGAACCCUCGGAAUAAAGGCACCGUUGUUCUUCCAGAGCCAGAAGAGAAGGUGAAAAUCCGUGGUCCAGGUCUUUUCCGUGGUCGCUCCAGCUCCAACUUGCUGGGGCAGAACAAAGCGAAACGACCCACAGCCGUGACAACGAAGCGCGGAAUUACAGUGCUUAAUGUGCACUCCAAGCGCCGCACGCGCUCUCACGGCUUCCUCAUGUCCAUCUUCAGUAUCCUCGACAAGCACCAUUUAUCCGUCGAUCUCAUCUCCUCAUCCGAGGUGCACGUCAGCAUGGCGCUGCAUAGCGAAAUCAGCAUGCUUUCUGGGAAUGGAGAGGAGGAGUUAAAGAUCGAAUCCGCCGCACUGCAGGGUGCUGUGAACGAUCUCAGUGUGUGGGGUGACGUUGACCUGGUGCCAGGAAUGGCCAUCAUUUCCCUCGUCGGAAGAGAGUUGCGGACGAUGGUCGGAGUAAGUGGACGAUUCUUCAGCACGUUGGGCGAACAUGGAAUCAACAUCGAGAUGAUCUCACAAGGAGCCAGCGAGAUCAAUAUCAGUUGUGUGAUUGAGGAGGCGAAUGCUGACAGAGCUUUGAACGUGGWUCACACGAACCUCUUUACCUUUCUAGAUUAG
This is a messenger RNA of Ramularia collo-cygni, 1644 nucleotides long. Its product is annotated as related to aspartokinase. The coding region runs from base 1 to 1644 and encodes 547 amino acids. Gene Ontology annotation, molecular function: aspartate kinase activity. The transcript has 2 exons. Gene Ontology annotation, biological process: amino acid biosynthetic process. Lineage: Eukaryota; Fungi; Ascomycota; Dothideomycetes; Mycosphaerellales; Mycosphaerellaceae. The record is from RefSeq and is a predicted model, not a curated record.